Symbiodinium sp. CCMP2456 is the source of this 294-nucleotide messenger RNA. NCBI's taxonomy places the organism in Eukaryota, Dinophyceae, Suessiales, Symbiodiniaceae. The record is from the annotation of a GenBank genome assembly.
AUGACAGCUUGCCGGAUCUUAAGAAAGUCUUGUGUGGGCACAUUGCUCUGCUCAAGCGGUAGAGUGCCAUCAUCAUCGUCCGGGCAGCUGAAAGGAUCCACAAGCAAGACCCAUCAUGGACAUCGACCUGCUCAAUCCCGAUGUCAAGGAGGAGAGGUCCAAGCACAAGCUGAAGCGCAUGAUCCAGUCUCCGAACAGCUUCUUCAUGGACGUGAAAUGCCCUGGGUGCUUGCAGAUUACUACUGUCUUCAGCCACGCUCAGACCGUCGUGUUGUGCGGCAAUUGCAACGUGAU